Messenger RNA from Fusarium venenatum, 822 nucleotides. RefSeq lists its product as uncharacterized. Gene Ontology annotation, cellular component: plasma membrane. Lineage: Eukaryota; Fungi; Ascomycota; Sordariomycetes; Hypocreales; Nectriaceae. The record is from RefSeq and is a predicted model, not a curated record. Gene Ontology annotation, molecular function: acetate transmembrane transporter activity.
AUGUCUCGCAGUCCCAGUGGCAAACUCGACACCGAUCGCGCUGAGAUGGAACAUAUCCAGCCAGCUAUGAGCAUUCCGCUCUCCCCUGAGUUGUUCGAACAGUUAUACCUCCAGCCCCAGAACAGAGUGAAGGGCGAUCUCCGCAAGACGUUUGGCAAUCCAACACCAGUUGCGUUGGCCGGCUUUUUGCUAUGCACCACACCGGCGUCCAUGUCAUUACUGAACUGGCAGGGCGCAGGUGGAUUCGCUGCUGCAGCAGUCGUUGGUGUCUACUUCGGUAUCGGUGGUCUUCUUCUUAUCUUGGGAGGACUCGGUGAAUGGAUUCUUGGAAACACGUUCCCAUCUACAAUCUUCUUCACGUUCGGUGGCUUCUGGCUAGCCUUCGGUACAACCAUCGUCCCUGGUUCUGGCGCAUACAGCACAUAUUCAACAACCGGUACUGCUGCAGACGGCCUCAACGAACCCUCCUUCUACGCGACUUUUGCCUUCUUUCUCGUUGCCAUGGCUAUCUUGUGCGCUGUGUAUUGCGUUGCCAGUAUACGUACCAACGUCGCCCUGUUUACUAUCCUUGCCCUUCUUGUCCCAUGCUUUGGCUGUCUUUCAGCUUCUUUCUUCGCUGUUGCACAGGGGCAUGCCAGCCGUGCGCUUCAGUACCAGCAUGCCGGUGCAGGAAUACUCCUCGCGGUAACAUUUAUCGGCUGGUAUAUGUUGACUUCAAUGCUACUUUUGUCAGUCGAUUUCCCAGUCAUGUUGCCGCUCGGUGAUUUGUCUACCAUCAUCCGUGGUCGUACCGAGGUGAAGCCAAUCAGCAAGGGUGUCUAG